This is a messenger RNA of Leishmania major strain Friedlin, 2664 nucleotides long. RefSeq lists its product as hypothetical. The record is from RefSeq and is a predicted model, not a curated record. The transcript has a single exon. Bases 1 to 2664 code for a protein of 887 amino acids. NCBI's taxonomy places the organism in Eukaryota, Euglenozoa, Kinetoplastea, Trypanosomatida, Trypanosomatidae.
AUGCACGCAUGCACUGAGUGCUUCUUUCCUCGCGUUUCUUAUCUUUCGUUCUUGCCUGUUCUCCCUGCAGGCAUGUCGAACCCCCAAGAGAACGACAACGAUGUUCCGGCCUCGAUGGAGGUGCCGCUCUCGACUUCCCUUUUCUCGCGCAGCGCUGACAGCAACACUGUAAAGCAUGCCAAGGCUGUUGCUGAGACACUAUCGCCGGUGCCGAGUGCAUUGGGAAACGGCACUGCUGCUCGCCAACACGGCGCCGUCGUUGAUGAGGCUCACAUGCGCAGUGCAUUGCCGACCCCUCUGCAGCCUGGUAUGGACACGUUGCGGGCCCUGCGCGCCACGGAGGCGCGACUGCGGCAAGCGCAGGAGGCAGAGCUGAGCGUGCUGUUCCGUUUGCGACUUCUUACGGAGGCCUUAGUCGGUGUCGCGCGCCUGCCUAACGCGUUGGCUGCCGCGGGUGCGGCAGCGACGGCGGCACAGGGGAGCGGCGACGCUGAGGACGUCAGUGCGCCGCCCAGCGAGGGUACAUUUCGAGCUGCACUGCCGGCCGUGAUUGCUUGCCCCUUAACCACUGGCAUUGAAGAGGCGACGCGCGCACCAGCGGAGGCGCGCGUCACGAUGCAGUGCGUUUCUAUGCCGCCAGCAGGCCUCUCUGCAGCGGCGAGAGGGCAGUACGCGGCUCUGCGCCGCGCUCUUGCACGGCACUUUUGUGAGCCGGAGGACGGCGGCGUGGGCGGCACGUGUGAUGCCGCCGCCAGCAGCGGGCGCACUCCCAGUACUGCGACACCGGAAAACCCUCAGAGCAUUGAGCAAUACGAGGCGACUCCUUCCGUGCUCCGCUCGCGGACCACUGAAGUUGUCGACACCAACAGCACAGACGCGCCAGGUACCCACGGCGUUGCCGAAAACGGGGCAGGCGCUUCCAACUACCCAGAUACUCGGCAUCGUCGCGCAGUCGAGACGCAGCGGCGCACGCGUUUCUUCAGCGAGCUGCGGUACUGCCCGCCGUCCCUACCGCAGCGAUCAGUGAGCCCACGCGAGCAGCACGCCUCGACUGCUUCUUGUGAUCCGGAAACGUCGAUGGCCGCAAUGAACAUGGACAGCCGCAGCGCAUCGCAGGGCAGACGAGUACCCCACUCGCCGCCAUCAUCUCAUGUGUGUGGCUUGGCCGAUAGGUUUGCAGACACGAAAAGGGGCGAGGGUGCCGUGGCGCUGACGUUGGCGUUGCCAAAGUUUUCACCAGCCUAUGUGGAAGACUCAUGCGCGGAGUCCGCCGUGAACGAAGAGCGGGACGAGUUGAGGGAGGAGGUGGAGGGCGGCCACCAUCGUGAAGAGGCUGAUGAGGCUGCGCUAGCGUCAUACACGCCAGCAGUAUCGCCAAGCUUUGCGACGGUGCUGACAUGCGGGUCCUCACCAACUGUGGUGAAGGUUGGGCCUUGCAGCACUUUGUUUCCAUGCAUUCCUUCGCUUUCAGCUCACCGAACCUCCGCGGUUACCGCGUGGGAGAGCAGCAACCGCGCUGCUCCCGAUGAACAGCGCUCUCAGGACACCCCCACACCGCCGACGUUGAAGUCGUCGCCGCACCGACUCUCUCAGCCACGUAGCGCCACCCCUACCUCGACCUUUGGCGACGCAGACGAGGAGGGGAUGUACUUUCCCAGGCCGCCGCCGGCCAAGACGCAUCGCCGUGCUGAAGUCGAUGCCGAGCUUUCAUCAUGCUUCCCUGCCAUGGGCAACGGUGGUAGCGCUUCUACAGGGGCCGAUGUGACUUCCGUUUUCUUCACCAUGUCAAGUCCAACUACCUCAGCGCCGUCCCUUCGUCGUUGUCUGGCCUUUGGCAGUGACCAUGACGAGUCGGAUGCCGAGUCAGCAAGAGCUCCCCAUUCGGAGAAGCGCGGAAGGGUGGCGGCUUCGUCAUCGAUGCACAUGGGGGACAGAAGCUGUAAGGAAGCACCACAAACGGUGAGCGCCGCGCGCGAUAUGCCACUGCCACGGACGCCGACGCGCGUGGUGACUGCCACAGACAUACUUGCCACCAUCACUGCCCUUCCACGCCCAUCGUCAUCGUCAUCGUCGUCGUCGCUCCGUUUAAAGCGGCCCACGGCGCGGCGUGCACAUCGUGGCGGCAAGGACACCGGUGCGACGGGUAAGGUGAAUGCAUCGCCUGCAGAAGGUCAGCCGACGCACCGUGGCGUGUGCAAGCGGAGACGGGGGAGGGGUGACGAGUGGGGACGCAUCGACGUGAAUGAUGAGGUCCUUGCGGCAAUGCCGUUGGCGGGUUUGCCAUCUCUUGGCAAGGAUGUGUCGUUGAGCGCUGUCGCUGGGUUGGGCCGACCGAUGUGCGAAGAAACUGCCAAUGACCGACAUCGGAGAUCGGCGACGGCACGCCGCACCGAGAGUGACGGCCAUCAACGCACAAUGUUCGAGGGGGAGCACGUUCCCUGUGGCUACGUGCGAACCCGUGAGCAGCGGAUCCAGGACAUUGUGCGGACAGAGCAGGUGUUCAGCGCUGUGCGUGCAGCAUGUAGCCCACUGCCGACUACAUCUUCACAGACCCCUCCGCGAUGCCUCGGAGCUGACACCGAGUGCGAUGGCGUGCUGCUGUCCCCUUCGCCGCCUCUCUCGCAGAACACACCACGCCAGUUCUGGGACAUUAACUUCCCUUGA